Messenger RNA from Dimorphilus gyrociliatus, 805 nucleotides. The record is from the annotation of a GenBank genome assembly. Lineage: Eukaryota; Metazoa; Annelida; Polychaeta; Dinophilidae.
CAUGGGCAAUAUAUGCGGAGGUAGUAGAAAAAAAGUUCGUUUUGCUGAUUCUGAAGACUACGACGAGGCUGGAGAUAAUAUAACGGAUCAUAGUGUUGGAGUAUUAAGGAAUGGUGAAAAAGUUAUCGUUCUAAGAGAACCGUUACAUCAUAGUCCAACAAUCAUAAGCUCGAGCAGUGUGACGGAAAAUUCCUCUCGCGAAUCUUCAGCUUCAAUUUUCUCUCUUGGUAGUAAGAUAGUUUCUCAAGCAAAAAGGAAUGGAAGGAUAGACAACCGACCAACCAGACCCGAAUUCCUAGGAGGUGAUAAUGAGGAAUUCUUAAACAAAAAAUCAAUUCAUUGGUUUGCUAAGCGUCUGAAGAAAGGUCGAUUUGAUGACGAAAGCGAAGUUGUCGAAACAAGACAUUUGAGUGUUCCGAGGAUAAAAAUGCCAAGCACGAAUGGAAUUUCUCCCUUUCAAUCAGUUUCUCCAAGGAGUAAACACCAUAGGACUUCACCAAGGAUUCACUCAGCAAACUCAUCUUCCACCAGUAGCUUACACUCUAGCAGUACGAGAUCCCUAAAGACACUUACGCUUGCUAUGGCCCCUGCUCUUCCAGGUACCGCGGAAGAUAUAGAAGACAGGGAGAGGAAAACGACGACGACUACAAAAUCUGUUUCAAAAGUAAGGAAACCCCUUGAAUUACGUACUGCAGAAGUAAAGCGUCAAAUGUAUCCGGGACAUCAUCUUUACAAACAAUUUUCUCAUGGAAAUUUCAAAACUGAUAGUUCUUUUUUUGAACAGACUAUUCCAAGUGUCAAUUAG